CACUACCCCCAAAUUUAACACUAGCAGACUUUUGCAGAAGCCCAACGAUACAAAACAUCUGAACCCAGAGGAUCAGUUAGCACAAAGAUGGCUUCAACUUCUGCUGUCUCGAUGGCAAUGCCAUUGACCACCGCCUCCUCGGCGCAGAGGAAGCCGGCCGAGUGCUUCUUCAAGCCGCUACCCGCGAGGCUGUCGAAGAAGAGCCCUUUCGUCGGAGCAUCGAAAUCGGGCGGGAAGUUUGAAGUCAGGGCCUCCCUCAAGGAGAAGGCCAUCACAGGGCUCACGGCUGCUGCCCUCACGGCCUCGAUGGUGAUUCCGGAGGUGGCUGAGGCUGCAGGAUCCGGUGUAUCCCCCUCUCUCAAGAACUUCCUCCUCAGUAUCGUCGCAGGCGGUGUUGUGCUCGGAGUGAUUGUCGGGGCUGUGAUCGGAGUCGCCAACUUCGACCCCGUCAAGCGGACUUAAGAUGGAUAAAGAGAGGAAAAGAGUUCUUCUUCCCAUCUAAGCUAUCUGCUGUAUUUUUUAUUUUUCUGUACUGAUAUCUGUACUCUUUUUAUCCGUGAUAUGCAAUUCUCUUUGAACUACCCAAAAAUCGUUUAAUUUCAUUUUGGCCCGA
Molecule: messenger RNA, 613 nt
Organism: Punica granatum (pomegranate)
Lineage: Eukaryota; Viridiplantae; Streptophyta; Magnoliopsida; Myrtales; Lythraceae
Source: RefSeq, a predicted model, not a curated record